AGGAAGGCUAAAUAGGGCGGACACAUAAAAACGGCAAGGGGCAAUAGAUGCUUGAUCAGUUGGAGAGUCUGUUCGCGCAGUGUGCCGCCCCAUGAACUUCUGGAAAUGGGAAACCCGCUGCAAACCUACGCUGCUUCAAACCGCCUCCGUCUCCGGCCAUCGUCUCUCUCGACUCUUGUUUUUUAGAGGGGUCGUUAAGGAAUUAAUGAUCCGAAGGAACCACCGUACUUCUCCAUAAGUUCAUUCGGCGUUUUCAGUACAUGCUUUACACCUGGACUUCCAUUGCAUGGGGAGAGCUCGCACUUUCUUUUGUCAUAUUUACUUUUCUCGAGGAUACUACCUGUACCCCUACUAAUGGAACAGGGUCACUCCAACGCUCUCAAGCAGCCCACCAGCACCACGUAACAUUUCCUUGAGGAACGCGACCAUUGCCGGCUCCCAACAAACAUGGACUGUUUUCCCAUGCUUUAUUUUCUGUCGGUAAGUGGACCAGGCCAAAUCAAUGAAUGCCAUGUGACACCAUUGCCACAUCUUUCUGCAUUUCUCCCUUUUCUUUUCUCAGGAAUUUGUCAUAUUUUACAUUUAAAUGACUAGAUUAAUAAAAUGGAAGAGCUUCUAGUCUGACUUUUGUAGAGGAAUUGUUGGUGAAAUGUGUGGCACAUGGUCCUUUGUUUGUCUUUGAUUGGUCGAGGUAGACUGAGGGACUGGGCUCCUUAUCGAGUUAAGAAUUUGCUUUGACCCCUUGGCUGUUUCUCCUAUUUGUCUAAUCAUAGUGGAGGAGGGAAAGAGAGGAAGAGAGAGAGAGAAGGAGGUAGAGGGAGGAAGAGAGAGAGGAGGGAAGAGGAAGGGUAACAGGAAUGGCCCCCAGAUUCUGUUCAAAAAGCUGUGUUCUUCAACCAGCUGUUUACUCUUGGAGGAUGUUGCAACAUAUAAACUGCAUAGGGGGGAUAUCUGAUCGUAGGCCAUUUUACUGUAAACAAGCCAGACAGGACAAUUAUAACCAAUUAGAGAACAUUUACAGUGAAAACACUAGUGAAGGGUCCAAUAGGGUGGAGGUUAUGUUGGAAAAGAAGGAGAUAUAGUAAGGGUAGACAAAUAUAGAAUGUCACUUAAAACAGCGGUUUCUUUCUUUCUUUUUCCUCUCUCUCCCACACUCCCCACUUAUCUCUUUUUGCUCUGUUUUUGCCUUCUCAGAGACAUCAUGAUUCCUGGUAAUCGAAUGCUGAUGGUCAUUUUAUUAUGCCAAGUCCUGCUGGGAGAGAGCAACCAUGCUAGUCUGAUACCUGAGGAAGGGAAGAAGAAAGCCCCGGACCUGCAGAGCCGGACUGCUGGUCAGAGCCAUGAACUGCUGCGGGACUUUGAGGCCACGCUGCUGCACAUGUUUGGACUGCGGAGGCGACCGCGGCCCAGUCGCUCGGCCACUGUGCCACGCUACCUGCUGGACCUCUACCGGCUGCAGUCGGGCGAGGCUGAGGAGGCCGGCACCCACGACACCGGCUUUGAGUAUCCUGAGAGGUCGGCUAGCCGCGCCAACACCGUGAGGGGCUUCCACCACCAAGAGCACAUGGAGCCGGUUCAUCCGGGCGAGCCUCAGACGAAGAACGGCGAGGCCAUCCCACUGCGCUUCCUCUUCAACCUCAGCAACAUCCCAGAGGAUGAGCUGCUCUCGUCGGCCGAGCUGCGUCUGUUCCGGCAGCAGAUCGACGAGGCCAUUACGGAAAGCGAGGGGGACAAGGAUCAGCUCCACCGGAUAAACGUGUACGAGGUGCUGAAGCCCCCGCGGGCCGGGCAGCUAAUCACGCGGCUUUUGGACACACGGCUGGUGCGCCAUAACACCUCACGCUGGGAGAGCUUUGACGUGAGCCCCGCCGUGCUGCGCUGGACACGGGAGCACCUGCCCAACUACGGGCUGGCCGUAGAGGUCCAGCACCUCAACCAGACACCGCGCCACCAGGGCCGUCACCUGCGCAUCAGUCGCUCGCUGCACCAGGACCCCGGUGAGGACUGGGAGCAGCUACGCCCCCUGCUGGUCACCUUCGGGCAUGACGGCAAGGGCCACCCGUUGACGCGUCGGGCCAAGCGCAGCCCAAAGCAGCGGGGGCGUAAGCGCAACCGCAACUGUCGCCGUCACGCUCUCUACGUGGACUUCAGCGAUGUGGGCUGGAAUGACUGGAUAGUGGCGCCCCCAGGGUACCAGGCAUACUACUGCCAUGGGGAGUGCCCCUUCCCCCUGGCAGACCACCUGAACUCUACCAACCACGCCAUCGUUCAGACGUUGGUGAACUCGGUGAACACCAACAUUCCCAAGGCCUGCUGCGUGCCCACGGAGCUCAGUGCCAUCUCCAUGCUCUACCUGGACGAACAUGACAAGGUGGUCCUAAAAAACUACCAGGAAAUGGUUGUGGAAGGGUGCGGCUGCCGCUAACACUGACUAUGGGCAACUUGAGGCAGGCUGCACGGAUGCUAAGAAAAUUCAAAAGGCCCCACCUUACUCCCAAAAAUAUUCACUUGGACCCUUAUUUAUAACUUUUCUGUUGAGACGUAUGUUCGUCAUUUUUUCUCUCUCUUGACAAUAUGAUCAUAUAUUUUGACAAUAUAUAUAUAUAUAUAUAUAUUUAUAUCUACAUAUAAAAAACAAGUGAGUCCUUAUUUUAAACAUAAAUAAAAAGCUGUACAACUUUUCAUAAUGUAUAUUAGAUUGUAUAACGGUUUUUUAAAUGAGAAAAUAGUUUUUUUUAAAUCUAAAAAGUAAAGUUUAUUUACUGGUAAUAUUUAUUGCUUUGAUAUUAUACACAUACAAAAAAUAAAAACAAAUUGCCUUCCAAUAUUACAUUGUUGCAGAUCACAAGAAACACCAAUUGUGUACUUAAAUUAGAGCACUGUGUGAAAUUAUCACUUUACUGAUUUGUUAUGAAUUAGUUGAAGUAUCAGAAAUGUACAUUGAUUUUAAUUAACCUUUAUACAUUGCUCUUUAAACCAGUUAUUUUAUUAGAUAGGUCCCUUAAGUUGGAAUCAGUUUUUUAUUAUUUUGAAAAAAUCUGAUAACAUGGGUUGUGAAAAAUGAAACGUUGACAGGAAAAGUCCUCAUGACUGUUUUAUAUGAAUUUGAAUUGAACACAUUUGCAUCUGAUACUUAGCCCGAUGGCUAUUUGAAAAUGUACUCAAGUAAUUGUUGCAAUUCAUGAUAACAGAGGAAUAUUUCUGAUGCUCUGUUGCUUCCAAAUAAAAUAAUGUUCGGUUUCA
Salvelinus fontinalis (brook trout) is the source of this 3243-nucleotide messenger RNA. RefSeq names its product bone morphogenetic protein 4-like. The transcript is spliced from 3 exons. NCBI's taxonomy places the organism in Eukaryota, Metazoa, Chordata, Actinopteri, Salmoniformes, Salmonidae. Gene Ontology annotation, molecular function: BMP receptor binding; growth factor activity; cytokine activity. The record is from RefSeq and is a predicted model, not a curated record. Gene Ontology annotation, cellular component: extracellular region. Gene Ontology annotation, biological process: SMAD protein signal transduction; BMP signaling pathway; negative regulation of transcription by RNA polymerase II. Bases 1103 to 2425 code for a protein of 440 amino acids.